AUGCAAGCCAGAAUACCUACAGAUCGCAUCAGUGACUUCCUGCGCGGCGAGAGUCGCCAGUACAGGACUGCUUUCAACCGUGAGAACCGCCGUCCCGACAGGAAUUGGGCCGCGAAGGCGUACUUCACCUGCGCCCGGGGCCCCGACAAGCCUAUCGUGACGGCACGGUCUACCGAGAACCAGCGGCUGCAGCCUACCAACGAGGUCCGGGAGAUGUCCAUCAAGACGGGCUGCCAGCACAAGUUCGUCAUCAAGACGCUGAGGCAGAGGAAGACAGACAGCAUUAUCAUCUACCGCCACAAACCCCACACCGGCCAGGACGAGGACACCAGGCAGUGCCCCCGUCUGUCUUCCUGGGUGAUGGACAAGCUAACGGAGCUCCUGAAUGGUAAUCCCAGGUUCUCGACCAGGGACUUGACCAUCGUCAUCCAGAACAUCGUGCGGAAGGAAAUGGGCUGGCCUGAGCGAAAGAAGCUGCAGCCUGCGGAAUUCUUGGGCCUCCUACGUGACUUCCCGGACCGCUUCCACGACUACAACAUGAGCUACCAGGACAUUGCGUGA
Molecule: messenger RNA, 561 nt
Organism: Auxenochlorella protothecoides
Lineage: Eukaryota; Viridiplantae; Chlorophyta; Trebouxiophyceae; Chlorellales; Chlorellaceae
Exons: 2
Coding region: 1-561 (186 amino acids)
Source: RefSeq, a predicted model, not a curated record